Molecule: messenger RNA, 4388 nt
Organism: Lactuca virosa
Lineage: Eukaryota; Viridiplantae; Streptophyta; Magnoliopsida; Asterales; Asteraceae
Source: the annotation of a GenBank genome assembly
CUGCUCCUUUCCCAAAGAUUUUCCGCUCUCGUUCUCCUUGGAUUUUCGUGCCCCCCUCUCUCUCUCUCUCCGUGUAUGUGUGUGUUUCAUGCACAGAUAUGAGAGCGAAAAAGUAGACAAGACACUCCAAACCUCGAGAUUCACUGAUCAGAAUAACGAUAAAAAUGUUGCACAAAUUUCUUUGCAAUUUUCUCUUUCCUCUCACCCAGUGAUUCUCUGUUAAGUAUCGAUUCCCGUUCUCCGUCAUCCGUGCACUGAUUCGCCGGAUUCUGAUGCUACUUCAGCAUUCAUAAGCGUAGGUUUCCAGUUUUGAUUAUACUAUAAUUUGAGUUUGACUGGUUGUUAAGCUUCUCAAUAGGAAUCACCACUGAUUCUUAUGUGCUUUGUUCGUUCGUCAUCAUCGUCGCACCUGCGUAUCUUAAACGCCGGUUUUCAGGUAGACAAAUUCUCAAAGUUUUGCUUGGGCUUGUGAAAAGGAAUCAUGAAGAGGAAGUAUGCUAAUUUACACCAAAACACACAUAAAUUUGAUCCACUACCUUUUGAAGCAUACUGGUGUGGUUCAUGGAAGCCUGUGGAGUGCUUAAGAAUCAGAAAUGGAGUUGUUAGCAUGUUAAUCAUAAACGAAGGAGAGACAACUGAAGAAACCCUUCCCAUGUCAGACCUUCGAAUAAGGUCAAGAAAAGCAAAUUUGGCUGAUUGCACUUGCUUUUUAAGACCUGGAAUAGAUGUUUGUGUGCUCUCUACUAUUCCAUCAACAGAGGAGGAGUCAAGCAAUGAGAAUCCAAAACCUGUCUGGAUUGAUGCUAGAGUAAGCUCAGUAGAAAGGAAGCCUCAUGAGGAUGAUAAAUGCGUCUGUGAAUUCCAUGUGAGCAUCUACAUGAAGCAAGGUCCUGUUGGCUUGAUCAAGAAAGCGGUUCAUAAAGAGACUAAAAUGCUACAUAUUGAUCAGAUGUCCAUUCUUCAAAAGCUUGAAGGGAAGCCUUGUGAAAGUAACCAUUAUCGUUGGCAUCUUUCUGAAGACUGCAAUUCACGCCGAAUAUUUAAACUAUUUACAGGAAAAUUCUCCUCAGAUAUCUCAUGGUUAAUUGUUGCAUCUGUCUUUAAGCAGCUUGUUUUUGAUGUGAGAUCAGUCGACAACCAGAUAGUGUAUCAAAUUUGGGAUGGUGAUAGUGAGAAAAGUUUCCCAAAUUCUGAAAAUCCUUCAACUGCUGUUAACUUCAAACUAGAAAAUGGAAAUUCCACUCCUUUCCUUGUCCCCUUUAUAAAACCCCAAGAGGAAAAGAAAGCUGUUUGUGGUGUGGGUGAAUUUGCUUCAUCAUCCUACUUUGACCUCAUGGGCUUACGCAGGUCAAAGCGUAGAAACAUCCAACCUGAUCGCUAUUUAGGUGAUGAUGAUGUGUCAGAAGCAGAAGUUGAUUUGUCUCGUGUUGGAUUAUACAGACCAAACAGUUCAAAAUACGAGCAAGUCCCAGUGGCAUUCUCCAUCCAAGAUGAUCAUUCGUUCACAGAUGAAAAUAAAUUGGAAUAUUUCAGGAAAGUAUAUAAACAAGAGGGUUAUCUUGGAAGGCAGAAUGAAACUAGCAAGUCAAAGGAGGUGAGAACAGAAGUUCCUUACAAACAAGAUCCAGGAGAACACAAACAAAACCACAAACACUCUAAUUCUAUGGCUUCUCAAUCUCAUUCAUCAAGGCCUUACAUAUAUGCUGAUUCUUAUAAGCCUGGAGCUUCUGAUGAUGAAGGAGGUGAUAUUAAUAUUAGUAACAUAUGGGCUAAAUACUUUAGCAUGCAAGGUUCUUCCAAAAUUCAUAGAAAGAAAUACAAAGCUCCCCAAAUGGACUAUGAUAGUUUAGGAGGUGGAUUGUGGAAGGGGAAUAUAGUAAAUAAGCGAGGUCGUAAAAAGCGAGGCUCUUCUGGAAAGGAGAGUAUCUAUGAUUCAAGGACUUCUUUUAGGAAAUCUGUUUGUGCAAGUGUUUAUAGAGAACUAAUGAGCAGAUGCAUGAGGAAUAUAGAUAAAUCCAUCAACAUAGAACAACCAGCUGUGAUUGACCAGUGGAAACAGUUUCAGAUGGGUAAGUCCUUGGAACUAAGGGAGAAUAAUCAAGUACCUUUGAAAGAAGAAGAAGAGGAAGAAGAAGAGAUGACAGAAGAAAAGGAACUUGAAAUCUUGUGGAAGGAGAUGGAAUUGGCACUUGCCACAACAUAUCUUAUGGAAGAGACAGAGGGUUUAAAUGAAAUGCAAAAAUCUAAGAACCAGGAACCUAAAUGUCGACAUGAUUACAGACUCAAUGAACAGUUUGGGAUUAUCUGUAGAUUAUGUGGUCAUGUGAGAUCUGAAAUAAAAGACAUCUCACCUUCCUUCUUACCAGGUGUAGUCUGGACGCCUAGCAAAGAAACCCGAACAGAAGAAGAUGACUCAGAGCAGAACACACAAGAUGCAGACACACGCCUUGCAAUUGCAUGUCGUCCUGCUUCAUCCAUCAUGUCUGUAUCAGACCAGAACGAAAACGUGUGGGCCCUCAUUCCAAACCUUAGAGACAAACUACGGUUUCACCAAAAAAGAGCUUUUGAGUUUCUGUGGAGAAAUCUAGCUGGCGAUAUCAUACCUUCAGAAAUGGAAGCAGCCAGCAAGAGAAGAGGCGGUUGUGUCAUCUCUCACACUCCAGGAGCCGGGAAGACAUUGCUUAUAAUAUCGUUUCUCGUUAGCUACUUGAAGCUGUUUCCGGGGUCCCGCCCGUUGGUUCUGGCUCCAAAAACAACUUUAUACACGUGGUACAAAGAAAUCAUUAAAUGGGAGAUUCCGAUUCCAGUUUACCAAAUCCACGGUGGUCAGACAUACAGAGAACAAGUUUUAAAAAACAAACUGAAACUAGCUCCCGGCCUUCCCCGAAACCAAGAUGUGAUGCAUGUGUUAGACUGUUUAGAGAAAAUACAAAAAUGGCUUACAACUCCAAGCGUCCUCUUAAUGGGUUACACUUCCUUUCUAACACUUACACGCGAAGAUUCCAACUAUGCUCAUCGCCAAUACAUGGCUAAAGUCCUUCGCCAAUGUCCUGGGAUUUUAAUUCUCGAUGAAGGUCAUAACCCAAGAAGCACAAAGUCAAGACUAAGGAAAGCCUUGAUGAAAGUCGACACCCCGUUACGUGUCCUUCUAUCCGGUACUCUUUUCCAGAACAACUUUGGUGAAUACUUCAACACUUUGACAUUAGCCAGACCGCGUUUCGUCAACGAGGUCUUGAAAAAACUAGAUCCUAAAUUCAAGAGUAGAAAGAAAGGCGUUCUUUCGAAAUUUUCACUCGAAAACAGAGCGAGAAAAUUGUUUGUUAUUAAAAUAGCAGAACAAAUCAACUCAAACGUUCAAAAGGACAGACAACAAGGGUUGAACAUUCUAAGAAGCUUAACUAGCAAGUUCAUCGACAAUUACGAAGGUGGAAGUGCUGAAAAUCUUCCAGGUCUGCAAUGUUACACUUUAAUGAUGAAGUCCACCACCAUUCAACAAGAAAUCUUGCAAAAGCUUCAAGACAGGAGACCAGUGUACAAGGGCUUCCCUUUAGAACUUGAACUUUUAAUCACACUUGGCUCCAUACAUCCGUGGCUAAUACAAACCACAGCAUGUGCAAGUCAGUAUUUUGAACCCGCAGAAUUAGAAGCCCUCAACGGACUCAAAUUCGACCUCAAACUUGGGUCCAAAGUCAGAUUUGUGAUGAAUUUAGUCCCUCGUUGUCUACUCAGAAAAGAAAAGGUCCUGAUAUUUUGCCACAACAUUGCUCCAAUGAAUCUGUUUAUAGAAACAUUCGAGCGGUUUUACGGCUGGAAACAAGGCGUAGAGGUUCUAGUCCUUAAAGGAGAGCUGGAGCUAUUUGAAAGAGGAAGAGUGAUGGAUAAAUUUGAAGAGCCAGGAGGUCCUUCAAAAGUCAUGUUGGCUUCCAUCAAUGCAUGUGCUGAAGGAAUUAGUCUAACAGCAGCUUCACGGGUGAUCUUAUUGGAUUCAGAAUGGAAUCCUUCUAAAAGCAAACAAGCCAUCGCUCGUGCUUUCCGCCCUGGUCAAGACAAAGUGGUUUAUGUCUACCAGUUGCUUGCAACAGGAACUCUAGAAGAAGAGAAGCACAGCAGGACCACAUGGAAAGAAUGGGUGUCAAGUAUGAUUUUCAGUGAAGAACUAGUGGAAGAUCCUUCUCAUUGGUCGGCACCCAAGAUUGAAGACGAGUUGCUUAGAGAAAUAGUCGAAGAAGAUCGAGCUUCACUGUUUCAUGCCAUUAUGAAGAACGAAAAAGCCUCAAAUAUGGUGGUUAGAGGUAGAGAAUAAUUACUAAUUUAAUAUCUCCUUUAUGUUUUCUAAAUAAACUGUGGUUUGGACUUUGGGACUUUGGCAUAUAUAUGUCUAUUUAAUA